GCAAAGCUGAGAGCGCACAGAAAAGGGGAUGUCUUCAUCGCCAACCGGGAUGGAACAAACCCGCCAGCUCGGGGAGCGCUGAGACCCAAGGGUCCCUCCGGCGCCGGCAGCCUUCGCUAACAUGACUUGACUGCCCUCCCAGCCCAUCCUCAGCCCCAUCCCGCGCGCUCCGCGCUCUCCGGGCGCCCCCACCCUUUCCGGGUGCGCGCGCACGACCGGCCGGCCGGGGAGCUGUGCGCCCGGAGCCUACGGGCGGCGGCGGCGCGGCUCGCGCGCAGACCGGGUGCCCAGGGGCGGAGGAGGAGGAGCAGCGGCCGCGCCCCGCCUUCCGUCGCCACCUGCGCGUCCCCUCCCGGCUCCCCAGCCUCCGGGCGGUGAGAGCUCGCGGUGCCGCAGCGGCGGAGUCACUGCGUCCGCCGGUUUGGGGACACUAGGCGCUGGGCUCCGGGGGCGCAGGACGAGCGGUGGGUGCGCCCGCGCGCGUCGCUGCCCGGCGCGCUUUUCCGCAACGGUUUUGGGAAGGCAGAGGUGGGUGGGGGCGAUAGAAAACUGCUGUGACUUUUGAGGUCCGACUCCUCCUUCCGGCCAGCCUCGGGACGCGCCCGCUCGGAGACAGGCCCCGGAGGCUCGCUGCGCGGCGUGGGGACUUGGAACGCGUCCCGGAGCCGGGGCGCGGAGCGCUCUGGUGAGUUUGUGGGUGGCGGAGAGGACACCUCGCGCCCCCCACCCUUGCACCCCGUGCUGCCCCCACUUGGAGAGUAAUUCAGACUUGAGCGUGACUGCGGAGCGCUUUGCCUAGCGUGCGUGAUGGAGUGGGCCGGUGGGCGGAACAAAGGCAAGCGCCCCGAGGAGCGGGUCCUCGCCUGAAGAGCGCGCAGCGACGGCCGGCCGGAGGGUGGUGGCCGUGAGAGACCCGGGAGUGGCGCGCUCCCCUGCGCCGGGCAACUGCGCGCGGGGCUCCCGGGGCAGCCCGGCCGGGCCGCCCAAGGUCCGGGGCGAACCCCUUGCCGGUGCACAGCGGAUGCCCCCGGCCUUUCGCCGCGACGUCUGGAAGGGGCUGCGCGCCGUCGACCCAGCAAGUGUCUCGGCGGGCGAGCACUUCUGCAGCCCCGAGGCUUCCACGUGAGCGUUUGCGCUCUCUCCUCCGCCGGGGCCUCCCAGCCGUCCCUGCUGCCUGAGCGUCCGCGUGGGGAGCCAGCAGCGGCGGGAAUCGUCGGCCACCGUCAGGUGUCUGAGGCUCCCACGGCCCCGGCUGCCCCGCGCCUCGCCGGAGCCUGAAGAGUCGCGGGUCCGGGGCGAGGGCCGGCCGGGUUGUUUGAUGGCUUCACUGAGAAGAGUCAAAGUGCUGCUGGUGUUGAACUUGAUCGCCGUGGCCGGCUUCGUGCUCUUCCUGGCCAAGUGCCGGCCCAUCGCUGUGCGCAGCGGAGACGCCUUCCACGAGAUCCGACCGCGCGCCGAGGCCGCCAACCUCAGCGCGCACAGCGCCAGCCCCAUCCAGGAUGCGGUCCUGAAGCGGCUCUCGCUGCUCGAGGACAUCGUCUACCGGCAGCUGAAUGGUUUAUCCAAAUCCCUUGGGCUCAUUGAAGGUUAUGGUGGACGGGGAAGAGGGGGCCUUCCUGCCACCCUUUCCCCAGCGGAAGAAGAAAAAGCCAAGGGACCCCAUGAGAAGUAUGGGUACAAUUCCUACCUCAGUGAAAAAAUUUCACUGGAUCGUUCCAUUCCGGAUUAUCGUCCCACCAAGUGCAAGGAGCUCAAGUACUCCAAGGAGCUGCCCCAGAUCUCCAUCAUAUUUAUCUUCGUGAAUGAGGCCCUGUCGGUCAUCCUGCGGUCAGUCCACAGCGCCGUCAAUCACACGCCCACUCAUCUGCUGAAGGAAAUCAUCCUGGUGGAUGACAACAGCGACGAAGAAGAGCUGAAGGCACCAUUGGAGGAGUACGUCCACAAACGCUACCCUGGGCUGGUGAAGGUGGUGCGCAAUCAGAAGAGAGAGGGCCUGAUCCGAGCUCGCAUAGAAGGCUGGAAGGUGGCCACUGGUCAGGUCACUGGCUUCUUCGAUGCCCACGUGGAAUUCACUGCUGGCUGGGCUGAGCCAGUUCUAUCCCGCAUCCAGGAGAACCGGAAGCGAGUGAUCCUUCCCUCCAUUGACAACAUCAAGCAGGACAAUUUUGAGGUGCAACGCUACGAGAACUCAGCCCAUGGGUACAGCUGGGAGCUGUGGUGCAUGUACAUCAGCCCCCCAAAAGACUGGUGGGAUGCUGGAGACCCUUCUCUCCCCAUCAGAACACCUGCCAUGAUUGGCUGCUCCUUCGUGGUCAACAGGAAGUUCUUUGGUGAAAUUGGUCUUCUGGACCCUGGAAUGGAUGUGUAUGGAGGAGAAAAUAUCGAGCUUGGAAUCAAGGUGUGGCUUUGUGGGGGCAGCAUGGAGGUCCUUCCUUGCUCACGCGUGGCCCACAUUGAGCGGAAGAAGAAGCCAUACAACAGCAACAUUGGCUUCUACACCAAGAGAAAUGCUCUCCGGGUUGCGGAGGUCUGGAUGGAUGAUUACAAGUCUCAUGUGUACAUCGCGUGGAACCUGCCGCUGGAGAAUCCGGGGAUUGACAUAGGCGAUGUCUCUGAAAGAAGAGCAUUAAGGAAAAGUCUGAAGUGUAAGAAUUUCCAGUGGUACCUGGACCAUGUCUACCCAGAAAUGAGAAGAUACAAUAACACCAUUGCUUACGGAGAGCUUCGCAACAACAAGGCAAAAGAUGUCUGCUUGGACCAGGGGCCGCUGGAGAACCACACAGCCAUCCUGUACCCAUGCCAUGGCUGGGGACCGCAGCUCGCCCGAUAUACCAAGGAAGGCUUCCUGCACUUGGGCGCCCUGGGGACCACCACACUCCUGCCUGACACCCGCUGCCUGGUGGACAACUCUAAGAGUCGGCUCCCCCAGCUCCUCGACUGUGACAAGGUCAAGAGCAGCCUGUACAAGCGCUGGAACUUCAUCCAGAACGGAGCCAUCAUGAAUAAGGGCACAGGGCGCUGCCUGGAGGUGGAGAACCGGGGCCUGGCUGGCAUUGACCUCAUCCUCCGAGGCUGCACAGGACAGAGGUGGACAAUUAAGAACUCCAUCAAGUAGCUGGCAGAAGCUGAGGCUCCCAGAGCCCAACCCAGGACUGGGCCCAACUGUCCUCAAGAGCAGCCACACAGUGGAGAGACCGAAGGGGCCCAACCGGUGAUCUCGGGCCUCUAGGGCCCCUUCAAGGCAGCAGGGGGCCCUGGAUGAAGACUUUAAGUCCUUCUCAGGCAUUCAGCUGCCUGAGGCUCCUGCACCCUGGAAAAGGUUCCCAGCCCUUCUCUGGGAAGCCAGGAGCUGUAUCUUCUGCACCCCAGAUGUGGGCUGGACAGGAUAAGACUCCGCAUCUCUUCUGUGUCAUCUUCCACCCCAAUAUCAGGACCUGGGCCUGGCAGGGUCCCCUCCUCUCUUUCAUCCUUUGCAGCCAUAGCAGCUUCUGAAUUCCACUGUGGCCCUCAGCGGGACGGGGGCUUCAGCUACAUCAUAGCUCCCCUUUACCCAGAGGAGACAGUGAGGCCCUAAGACUGUUUCCUCUGAGUUGCUUCUGUUCAGAUGCCCAUUUACAACCACAGCCCUCAAACUUUCCCACAGGGGUGGCUUUGGGGGCUGCAGCUCUGGAAGUUUCUGAGGUGCCCCAAAGGAGCUGAUGCUACCUACCCUGGUCGUGUGGGCAUGAACUGCCCUCCUACCUGGGUCCAUAGGGAGCCAGAAAUGGGCCGGGCGCACAUGCAUGGUGGCCUUAGCUGCAAGGGGCCAGGAGGCCAGAAGCAGAUCGGGGCAGCUCUGCCACUGGGACCCAGAGUCCUGACUUGUGGCACCGCAGGGCCCUCUGUGGGGAAGGGCUGAGGAAGCCGCCCCAGCCACGGGCCUCAGGAACCUGAGAUGCUUUGUGCUCAGCGCAUUUCACCCCAAGCUCUGCAGGUGACAGGGAAAGGCAGUUGUCUCCUCUUAGCAGUAACCCUUGCUUUCUGAUUGCCCUCUGGUUAGGGUGCACUUAUAAGUCAGAGUUAAUAUAUGGACGUGUGUGCAUGCAUGCGAGCGUGUGUGCCUGUGCCCUGUGUGUGGCAGGGUGUGUGUGUGUCUGAGUGUGUGCUGUGAGCGGAAAUGUCGCUGUGUGGCCUUGAGCUUGCUGCUUAAUUGCUCAUGUGAUGGGGCCACAGCUGCUGAGAAGCAAGCGGGGUUGGCCCCAUGUCAGUGGCUCUCUGGCAGGGGCCUGGCUCGGCCUUGCCUAUGCGGUGCCCUUUUGCCACAUCCCACCUCUCUCCCCACUGCUGUCUCUGGCCAACCCUGCCCAGAACCAAACCCUAUAGUUGCCCCGUUGCCCAGUGUGGUGUUCACAGUGUCUCACUGGUGGCAUCUUCUCGGUGACCACCCUUCUCCCUGCCUCCCACCCUGUGAAAUAAAUACUUCAGCAUUUCCCAAUGCAGCCUCCUUUGCAUUUAUUUUUCAAGUACUGAGGAUUAAGCCCAGGACCUUUGUACUGAGCAAGUUUUUUUUUUAAUUUGGUGAGACAGAGUCACCCUAAGUCACCAAGUUGCACAGGCUGAGCUGAAACUUGCAGUCUUCCUGCCUCAGCCUCCCAGAGUUCUGGAAUUAUGAGCAUGCAUCAUCAUGCCUGGAUGUUCAUUUGCAUCUGAUCCCUCUAGAUCAGAUCCCAAAGUCGGGAGGAGGAGAGUCCCUGAGAUGUGACAGAGGGCUUCUUUAGUGUGGGGUAUUUGGUCUUAUUAAAGGCAAAAAAAUCUCUUGCAGGAUGGGCUGAGAGAAAACCAGCCUGCCCUUGCCCAUAGCUCCCCCAAAGCUGGACAGAAUGUGACACAUGUCAUCUCCUUGUUGAUUGGUUUGGAGGCUGAAGUCGGUGCAGGAAGCUGUAAGACUGAAGAGCAGAGAUGUGGUGACCUGGGCCUGGCCGGCAUGAACCCCACCUGCUGCAUACCAUGAAUUCCUGCAGUGGAGACCAUGGAGCUCGGGGUGGACGCAUUUGCGGCUUGGUUGUUCACGGAACAGCAAAACCCUACAGGGCACCUUCAGUCAUGGACCUGGACCUGGAGGGAAUGGUGAGGUGUCUGCUGCACUGUGACAGGCCCACCUUCUUCCUGAAGCAGCCCAGAAUUCCCUGCUCCUUUGCUGUCAGACAGCAUAGCUAUGUACACAUCGGUUGCCAUUUUUCUUUGGGGAUCUUUGAGAAUGGGGGUUUAUAAGCACGUGGGUGGGAAGAGUUCAGUAACAAAAGUUUGUCACCUUACAUGAUAGCAUUUUGAGGUCACUGUGUCAUGCUUCAGGUUAAGGGAGAGCUGGAGAGGUGCAGCCCGUGCCCUCCAGGGCUGGAGGAGAGAGACUGGGCUGAUCAGAAAGUGCUGGCCAGCACCGCAGCCUCACCUGUGCCCCAGGCUGCACCCCUAAGGCAUGGACAUGGGCACCUGUCAGGGAACUAAAAGGUGAAGAGUGUCCCUCUGGUUUAGGUCCCACAGGAGGCUCGGACAUGUGCAAGAUCUCAGCGCUGGGCUGGACUGUCCACACCCAGCUGUCCCCACACAGGGAUGCGUGAGGUCAGCACCCUCUUUUCCCCCAGGGUCUCUCUGGGCUGAUGGCACUGGGAGUGGCUGGGCCAAGACAGAGAGGAGAAACUGAUAAAGCCAGAAAGGGGGAGAGAAGAGAAAAGCAAGGCUGCCAUGGAGCCUCUGGUCCCCAGCCCUUCGGGAGAACCAGAAGGUUGCAGAAACCCCCAUAUCUCUUACGAUCACUGUGGGGCAUGGAACUUGAAGGAAAGUUCCUGCUUCUUCACCAGAUGUUGACAGUUGGCAUCAUCUAUGGUUUGAAUUGUGACGUAUAUGUUUCCCACCCCCCCACACACACACACACACUGUCACCCUCACCUUGGGACUGGGCCCUGACAGUCUUUGCUGUCCUUCCCAUCACACGAGCCCUCAUGCCCAUGCCUGUCUCUAGCCAUUUCUGCUGUCUUCUCUGUUUUUCCCCUUAAUUUAUAUGGCAGGAAAUAUCACAGAUGGCACUUCUGACAAAUCUCCAAGCCAUCAAAGCCCAUGGCUUUGAGUCUGUAUGUUAUUUCUCAAAGUGUUUUCUUCAUGGCUUUACUUAUCUGGGUGGCUAGAAGAGAGGAAAUCGAAAAAACUGGGACAAGAGAACAGGGGCCUGGAGCCACCAUCUGAGGCUACUAAGCCAUUCUACAUGGGUUGCUGAAGCCACUUUUUUUUCAUUUGAUAUGAAUUUUUGUGUUUCGUUUUUCCUAUCAUUCUUGAAAAGUAGCCCAGUUUCACAAAGCAAGGUCCAGGCAGAGCAGUCUAUUGAAUGUGCUGUUUCUGAUUUAUGUGCCAUUUGUCUUGGUUCCCCUUUGCUUGGAAUGAUGUUCUGGGUGACAGCUGGAUGGGGAGGAGCUUGGAGCCUGUGAAGGGAACCAGGUGGCCCACGAAGUCAGGGACAAGCCAGAUGGCUGGACUGAGGUGCCCCAUCCCUGCACUCUGCCAGUGUAUCAGCCUCCUGUUUGAUCCGAGCUCCAGAUGAGCAGUUGGACUGGAAGAUUGUCAGCUCCUGUUAUGGUUUCAAUUUAGAUGUCCCCCAAAGCCUCAUGUGUUCAGAGGUGGGGCUUCUGGAUCUUGGGGGCGGGUGCUACAGCUGACUUGCUGUUAGGAGGUGGAGUCUGGUUGGAAGAGAUGAAUCACUGGGGUGUGGCCUGGUAGGGUGCAUCUUCUUUCCCAGUUCCUCCCUUCUGUGCUCCCUGGCCACCAUGACAUGAGCAGUUCUCCUCCACCAGGCCCCUCCACCACGCCCUUUUCACCUUGGAACUGGCCAACCAUGGACUGAAACCUCUGAAACUGUAAACCAAAAUAAACCUCUCUUCCUUCAAA
Messenger RNA from Heterocephalus glaber (naked mole-rat), 6915 nucleotides. RefSeq names its product polypeptide N-acetylgalactosaminyltransferase 17 (gene Galnt17). Gene Ontology annotation, biological process: protein O-linked glycosylation. Gene Ontology annotation, cellular component: Golgi apparatus. The record is from RefSeq and is a predicted model, not a curated record. Gene Ontology annotation, molecular function: polypeptide N-acetylgalactosaminyltransferase activity. Lineage: Eukaryota; Metazoa; Chordata; Mammalia; Rodentia; Bathyergidae.